This is a messenger RNA of Vitis riparia (riverbank grape), 648 nucleotides long. Its product is annotated as probable disease resistance protein At1g52660. The record is from RefSeq and is a predicted model, not a curated record. The transcript has a single exon. NCBI's taxonomy places the organism in Eukaryota, Viridiplantae, Streptophyta, Magnoliopsida, Vitales, Vitaceae. Gene Ontology annotation, molecular function: ATP hydrolysis activity; ADP binding. The coding region runs from base 1 to 648 and encodes 215 amino acids.
AUGGGGAAGACUGUGGGCCUAGACUUGAUGUACGAGAAGGUUCGGAGAUGCCUGGAAGAUGAGCAAGUAAGAAGUAUUGGGUUGUAUGGAAUUGGGGGUGUUGGAAAAACGACCCUCUUGCAGAAAAUCAAUAAUGAGUAUUUUGGUAAAAGAAACGAUUUUGAUGCAGUGAUAUGGAUAGUGGUGUCGAAACCAAUCAGUAUAGAAAAAAUUCAAGAAGUGAUUCUGAAGAAAUUAUCGACCCCAGAGCACCAAUGGAAGAGUAGUAGCAAGGAGGAGAAGACUGCAGAAAUAUUCAAGUUGUUGAAAGCCAAAAACUUUGUGAUAUUGCUUGAUGAUAUGUGGGAGCGACUCGAUCUCUUGGAGGUGGGGAUCCCUCAUUUGAGUGAUCAAACGAAGUCCAGAAUAGUACUCACUACGCGAUCUGAACGAGUAUGCGAUGCAAUGGAAGUCCAUGAGAGGAUGAGGGUAGAAUGUUUGACACCGGGUGAAGCAUUUUCUCUGUUCUGUGAUAAGGUUGGUGAGAAUAUCCUGAAUUCACAUCCGGAUAUAAAAAGGCUUGCUAAGAUUGUUGCUGAAGAAUGUAAUUUCGAAAGAAAGACUCAUAGAACUUUGGAUCGGGGAGGGGUUUCUGAACAAAUUUGCUGA